AUGAGUGAUAAUUGUGAAGGAGAUAGAAAUAGUGGCCACAAUGAAUAUGGAGGAGCAAGCUCCACAGAGAGAAAUAAUUUGGGCAGAAAACAUACUCGUUAUACCAGUGAUCAAGUUGAAGUAAUGGAAGAAGUGUUUAAGAUGUUGCAACAUCCUGCCAAAAAGAACAGACAAGAACUAAGCACUAAACUGGGUCUCACAUCACAGCAAAUUAAAUUCUGGUUUCAAAACCGGCGCACCCAAGUAAAGAUUGAAAAACUGAAAGCAGUUGCCUCGAAUUGUGUUGGAAGAACAAUCGCCUUGUUAGAAACCAGAGAUGAAUCCUCGGCAAUGCAAGCUGGACAAAAGGCCACUGAAGAAUUUAUCUGGAUGGUAGACGCAAACGAGCCUGUUUGGGUGAAGAAACCUUUUGUGGAUAGUACAAUAGAAAUUUUGAAUACGAAUGAGUUGUACGGAACAUUUCCUCAGGGCAUGGGGCUCAGCAGCAACAUGAAGAAAGAAGGCAGCAGGGACACCUCAAUUGUUUCUAUCACAAGAGCUGAAUUGGUUGAUCUCUUCAUGGAUGUGAUUGACAUAACUUAG
Molecule: messenger RNA, 582 nt
Organism: Cryptomeria japonica (Japanese cedar)
Lineage: Eukaryota; Viridiplantae; Streptophyta; Pinopsida; Cupressales; Cupressaceae
Product: homeobox-leucine zipper protein MERISTEM L1-like
Exons: 5
Coding region: 1-582 (193 amino acids)
Biological process (GO): regulation of DNA-templated transcription
Molecular function (GO): DNA-binding transcription factor activity, RNA polymerase II-specific; DNA binding
Source: RefSeq, a predicted model, not a curated record